Molecule: messenger RNA, 2666 nt
Organism: Exophiala xenobiotica
Lineage: Eukaryota; Fungi; Ascomycota; Eurotiomycetes; Chaetothyriales; Herpotrichiellaceae
Exons: 2
Coding region: 772-2472 (566 amino acids)
Biological process (GO): amino acid transmembrane transport
Cellular component (GO): membrane
Molecular function (GO): amino acid transmembrane transporter activity
Source: RefSeq, a predicted model, not a curated record
CCCCGAUCAAGCUCCUGGAUUUGGCUUCGACGCCGUUGAAAGAUAAGAGAGUUGCGUUGUGAGUGGAACUCGUUCCCCGGUGACACUAGACAAGGGUUGAAGGGACAGCUGCAUCGGACUUCACCAAUGAAUGAUCAUUCACCAAUCCUCCCAGUUAGCGACCUAAUGACUGUUCGUGAUGACUUGUUGGGCUUUGCGAAGUCAGUCACUGCAACUUCCAUCUUGCCACCGCGGCCCUUGACUCUCACUCGUCGAUUGCCUCGAAUCAACGGAGAUCACUCCCCUUCCUUCCAACUGCCACUCACCUUUCUGCGACAGCGACUUGUCUCGAGCUUCUAGCCUUUCGCAAACCCUUGUCCUCUUUAGAUCGACGCCUCACCAACCAUCGGCGAAGACCAUCCUGUUGAUCCCUGAACAUCUCACAAGCUAGCUGCCUUUGGACGCCCAUCCUCUCACAUCCUCCAUUCUCCGCUCCAACGGUGGACCGCAGCGUAGCACUCUCCCGGUCACCUCGACCAGGCUCAUCUUGUGUGGCUUUCGGCGCGAGCGAUCAUGCGAUAGCCCAGGCCAGCAUACCUUGCUCCUGCACACCACCAUCCACACGCAGCUCGUGGUCCUACAUAUACCACCCUCGUCCACCUGCGGCGCUUCCUUUCUGUCUCCAAUACUCCUUGGUCAACAGGUCUUCCUGCGCAUUCGUGACCAACCUCGACAAGAAGCUGUCGAGCCUCCUGUCCACAACCAACCGUCAUCCAUACACGCUCCUUCAUCAUGGAGAAGAACCAUGACUUCCGCAUUGGCUCUGGCUCCGAGUCGCCAGACCACCUCCCUGUCAACCAGAGUGAGGUCAAUAAGAUGGAGGCUCGCCGAGGUUCCAAGAUCAACGAGGCCACCGACAUGUACGGUGACAUUGCGACAGCCGAAGAAUACGGUUACGUCUCGCGAGGUCUGAAGUCCCGCCAUAUCCAGUUCAUUGCUCUCGGUGGCACCAUCGGUACCGGUCUGUUCUUGGGUAUCGGUCGUGCCUUCACCCAAGCCGGUCCUCUCUCAGUCUUGCUCGGUUACACCUUCACUGGUCUCGCAGUCUUUGCUAUGAUGAUGUCUCUUGGUGAGAUGGCGACUUGGCUCCCUCUUCCCGGUGCGAUCCCUCAAUUUUGCGCCCGAUACGUCGACGAUGCCAUGGGUUUUGCCGUUGGUUGGAACAACUGGUACUCCUGCGCCAUCACACUCUGUGCCGAAAUCUCAGCUGCUUCGUCGGUCAUCCAAUACUGGUCCGGUGCUCGAGACAUCAACGUAGCCGCUUGGAUCUCUAUCAUCAUCGUCUUGGUCCUCUGUCUGAACAUCUUCGCUGUCUCCAUCUAUGGAGAGGCCGAGUUCAUCUUCGCCUCCAUCAAAAUCGUCACGAUUGUCGGUCUCUUGAUCCUGGCCCUCAUCAUCGAUUGCGGCGGUGUUCCCGGACAGCACCGCCUGGGUUUCCAGUACUGGAACAACCCCGGCGCCAUGAAGGAGUACAUUGCUAGCGGCAGCACUGGUCGCUUUCUCGGUCUGUGGUCAACCCUUGUCAAUGCUGCCUUCUCCUAUGGUGGCGUCGAAAUGGUCGCUGUCGCUGCUGGUGAGGCUGAAGACCCGCGUCGAAACAUACCCAAGGCCGUGAAACGUGUCUUCUGGCGUAUUCUCUUCUUCUACGUCUUGGGUUCUUUGGCCAUCGGCGUUCUCGUCCCUUACAACGACCCGCACCUGCUCAGCGCUCAGGAAAGUGGCGCCCCAGGUGCCGCCUCAUCUCCUUGGGUUAUUGCUAUUGCUCGCGCUGGUAUCAAGGUGCUUCCGUCAAUCAUCAACGCCGUCAUCCUGACAUCAGCUUCCUCCUCCGCCAAUGCCUUUUUGUACACCGGAUCCCGAUACUUGUACGCCAUCGCUCAGAACCGACAAGCACCAAGAUUCCUGCUCAAGUGCUCAAAGACCGGUGUCCCCAUCUGGUGCGUCUUGAUCACCUGCUCGAUCGCUCUCUUGACCUACAUGUCGUGCUCUUCUGGCUCCAACACCGUCUUCACGUGGUUUCAGAAUUUGACGACGAUCUCAACUCUCUUCACCUGGGUUAGCAUUAACAUUGCGUAUAUCCGGUUCCACAAGGCCUGCCAAGCCCAGGGCAUUAGUCGCAGCGAUCUCCCCUUCCGCGCUCCGUUCCAACCGUACCUCGGCUGGGCGGCAUUGAUCUUCUUCAGCUUGAUCAUCUUCUUCAACGGCUUCGACUCGAUUGCUGGAAGUUGGGACUACCAGGCCUUCAUCACCGAUUACAUCGGGGUACCCAUCUAUUUUGGCCUGUACCUCUUCUGGAGAAUCUUCAAGCGCACCCGCUUUAUCCCUUCGUCCGAGGCCGAUCUGCAUACUGGAAAGGCUGCGCUUGACGCCAUUGUUUGGCCAGAGCGUGUUCCUCGUAACUGGGUCGAGAGAGUGUGGUUCUGGAUCGCAUAGAGUUGUAAUGAAGCGGAUCGAUGGAGGACAGACUCUCUCCUUGUCAAAAAUGAUUCAUACAUAUCAUACCCAGGUGUGCAUGCGUUGCUGUUCUUCGCUUAUUGUGUUAGUCAGAUGGACAUAAAAAAGCAGAGCUCCAGAUAUGUUCGUCGUAAGACGGGCUACGAAUUAAUGUGACGUACCUGAAACAUUCA